Lathyrus sativus (Indian pea) is the source of this 1044-nucleotide messenger RNA. NCBI's taxonomy places the organism in Eukaryota, Viridiplantae, Streptophyta, Magnoliopsida, Fabales, Fabaceae. The record is from the annotation of a GenBank genome assembly.
AUGCGUGCACCGGCAAUACUCGCACAAUGCCUGCCUGGCCUAGUGCCUCAUGACCGCGGAAGUCUCAGUAUAGCAUCCUCCAUUUUUGAGAAAGAUAUUCAUCUUGCGUCACCGGCAGUAGAGAUUCUUCCUUCAAAGGCAUUUCACACUGACAAGGAAGGCGGGGAAAAUAUUGACCAUUUUAAGGGAAUAGUAAGUGUUGCUGAUAUCAUGGGGUUUGGUGGUUCAGAGACAAUAUCCUCAAGACCGGAUGGCUAUCUAAAAUCCUGGGCCAGUUCCAUUGAUCUUGUCAGUGUUCUUAAGAAUGAGAUUCGCGAUGGGCAACUGUCCUUCAGAGGAAAAAGAGUACUUGAGCUCAAUUGUAGCUAUGGACUUCCUGGAAUCUUUGCUUGCUUAAAGGGAGCUUCCAUAGUGCAUUUUCAAGAUCAGAAUGCAGAGACUAUAAGAUGCACAACUAUACCAAAUGUCCUUGGUAAUCUGAAGCAAGCUCGUGAUAGGCAGAGUCGACAGCCAGAAACUCCCCUUACUCCUUCAAGACAGACUCUGGCACCAUCAGUUAACUUUUAUGCUGGGGACUGGGAUGAACUACCAGCUGUAUUGUCGACUGUGAAAAAUGAUGGAUAUGAAGUGACACCUGGAAUGAGUUUGAGCUUCUCCGAGGAAGAUUUUUUGGAUGGAUGUAGUAGUCAAGAAGGCAGCAUUGUUGGACAUGAAUCUAGUUCAAGAAGGUCUAGGAAACUCUCAGGAAGUCGAGCAUGGGAAAGAGCUAACGAGGCAGAUCAAGGGGAUGGUGGCUAUGACAUUAUUUUAAUGACAGAGAUUCCAUACUCUGUUAGCUCUUUGAAGAAGCUGUAUGCUCUCAUUAAGAAGUGUAUAAGGCCUCAAUAUGGAGUAGUAUAUCUAGCUCCAACUAAGAAACACUAUGUUGGAUUUAGUAAUGGAGUAAAACAGCUGAGAAAUGUGGUAGAUGAGGAAGGCAUUUUUGGAGUUCAUUUAGUUAAGGAUUUGGCUGACAGAGAUAUCUGGAAGUUUUUUCACAAGUGA